CAUUAUUUUGUCGCCCUAAUUUUAUCAGCUGCCCCUUCAUCACCCCCUCACAUUCAUUAUCACGUUUCUCCCGUCCGAAACCCAAAAACCCUGAAACUGCAGAAUAUCUAUUCAUGCCCAACGUGGAUUUUGAUACAUCUAUGUUUGUGUAUUUUGGCACUGGAUCUAAAUUAUAGCAAUAAUUUCAUUGAUACGUUGUAUCAAGAUCCAAGAUUUGUUGAUUUCACAAGUUUUUUAUUUGGAAUUUGAUGGUUUUUGACAGACCAAUCCGAGGGCUCUUCAGAUGUUCAAAUUUUGAUUGAGAAAAAUCGGUUAAAUUUGUCGAAUAGAAAAUCUUUGUGGGAUAUGUCACUUUUACCAAAAAGCGAAUCAAUUCAGAUUCGGGAGGUUUGGGCUGAUAAUCUGGACCAAGAAUUUGCCCUAAUUCGUGAUAUUGUCGAUGAUUACCCAUAUAUUGCCAUGGAUACUGAGUUCCCUGGUAUUGUAAUCCGACCCGUGGGCAAUUUCAAGAAUUCCAGUGACUAUCAUUACCAAACUUUGAAAGCCAAUGUGGAUUUACUGAAGCUGAUUCAGUUAGGGCUUACAUUUUCGGAUGACAAGGGAAAUUUGCCCACCUGUGGAACAGACAAGUAUUGCAUUUGGCAAUUCAAUUUUCAGGAAUUCAAUCCAAAUGAGGAUGUAUUUGCCAAUGAUUCGAUUGAAUUGUUGCACCAGAGUGGCAUUGAUUUCUCUAAGAAUAUCGAGAAGGGCAUUGAUGCCAAGCGAUUUGGGGAGCUUUUGAUGUCAUCAGGGAUUGUUUUAAACGAUAAUGUGUACUGGGUGACUUUCCAUAGCGGCUAUGAUUUCGGGUAUUUGCUCAAGCUCUUGACUUGCCAGAGCUUGCCUGAUACACGGGAGGGGUUCUUUACUAUGAUCCAUGUGUACUUUCCUGUGCUUUAUGAUAUUAAGCAUUUGAUGAAGUUCUGUAACAGUCUACACGGGGGCUUGAAUAAGCUGGCCGAGUUGUUGGAGGUGGAGAGAGUUGGGGUUUGCCACCAGGCGGGUUCGGAUAGUUUGCUCACAUCUUUUGCUUUUCAAAAGUUGAAGGAGAACUUUUUUAGUGGUUCUCUGGAGAAGUAUUCAGGCGUGUUGUACGGUCUAGGUGUUGAGAAUGGACAUAAUACAAACUGAGGAUAGUGAAAAAGGUGAAAAAAAAAAUAAAAAUGAAAUAAUAGUUAAUGUACUACGUUGUGUGGGCAUAUUUAUAAGGAUGCCACCCUUAGUAUAAUCUUGAAGUAAAGGUUGUUUAUUUAAUGAAAUAUUUCUUUAUGCUGGUGUUUUAUACCUCCUUUUA
Messenger RNA from Olea europaea var. sylvestris, 1333 nucleotides. Its product is annotated as probable CCR4-associated factor 1 homolog 6. NCBI's taxonomy places the organism in Eukaryota, Viridiplantae, Streptophyta, Magnoliopsida, Lamiales, Oleaceae. The record is from RefSeq and is a predicted model, not a curated record. The transcript has 2 exons. Bases 346 to 1170 code for a protein of 274 amino acids. Gene Ontology annotation, molecular function: nucleic acid binding; poly(A)-specific ribonuclease activity. Gene Ontology annotation, cellular component: P-body; CCR4-NOT core complex; CCR4-NOT complex.